AUACACACACAUACACACAGAGGGGGAGAGAGAGGGAGAGAGAGAGAGAGAGAGAGAGUAGUGAUGGUCUGUCCUCUGUCCUCACAGCGCUACAUUUUUCACUGAAGUGUGUGGACACAGUUACAUUGUCUCUCUCGUGUUUUGUGGAUAUUUGUUUUUUUGGGGGGGUUUUCGUCUUUGUGGUUGACAGAUUGUGCACCUCCUCCUUCUUAUUCUCCUCCUCCUCCUUCUUCUUCUCUGUGUGUAUUUACAGCAGCACGAAGAGGGAAAAAGUCCACUCGUGUUUUCAUCCAGUCACAUGGACUGUUAUCAUCAUCACUGCUGCUGCUGCUGCUGCUGACAUCCACGCACCAGGCUCGGUUCUUCUUCUCCUUACACACACACACACACGCGCGCGCACGCACACACACUCCUGUCGCAUCGGUUCGAUAAACAGAGGAGGAAAUACCAAAGCAGAGCAGAGGCGUCAGAGAGGAAACACAACUCCAUCCAUCAUGGGCUCUCCUCUGCUGUGGAACGCGUGUGCUGCCGUGGUUCUGGUUCUGCUGUCGAAAGGUUCGUUCAGUCAUGGAGCAGAGUUUGGACACCUGCCUGAUAAUAUCACAGUUCUGGAAGGAGAGAGCGUCACUUUGAGGUGCAGGAUCGAGGAGGAGGUGACCCACAGGGCCUGGCUCAAUCGCUCCAACAUCCUGUUCACGGGGACGGACAAGUGGACGCUGGACCGACGCGUGACGCUGGCCAACAACAACGACAGCGACUUCUCCAUCCACGUGGACCGAGUGCAGGUGACUGACGAGGGCACGUACAUCUGCACCUUCCAGGCCAACAACAAGCCGCGCAUCACCUACGUCUACCUCAUCGUCCAAGUGCCGGCCAGAAUCACCAACAUCUCCAAGAGUCUGACGGUGAACGAGGGGGACAACGUGGUCCUCUUCUGUAUGGCUGUGGGACGACCUGAGCCCACCACCACCUGGAAAGACCAGGAGUACGGGUUAAUGAGUGAGGGCGAGUUCCUCGACAUCACCGAGAUCAAGCGGCAGCAGGCCAAGGACUAUGAAUGCAUCACCAACAACGGAGUGGCUCCACCCGACCAGCGCAAGGUCAAAGUCACAGUCAACUAUCCUCCCAUGAUCACUGACAUGAAGAACAUGCCAGCACAUUUGGGUAAGACUGCCAUCCUGCGCUGUGAAGCCAUGGCAGUGCCACCACCCUCCUUCGAGUGGUACAGAGACGACCACAGGCCUGUAGAGAGUGACAACACCCUGAGGAUCAAAAACGAGAAGACGCGCUCGCUGUUGCUGUUCACCAACGUGACAGAGAAACACUUUGGCAACUACACCUGCUUCGCCUCCAACCGUCUGGGAGCCUCCAACACCAGCAUGCUGCUGUUCCGACCGGGUGCCAUACAGGGGCGAGGGACAGCUUUACGUGCAGGGGCGAGCGUCGCCAUGUGGUUUUCCCUCGUUGUCGUUUUUCUGCUGAAGGUGUAAAAAAAAAAAGAAAAAAAGAAGAUCGAGCUCCAUCUGGAUUGUCCCUUAAAGUCAGCGCCCCCCAGCCCCGCCCUCCUUUAUCCCCGCCCCCUCCUUCUCCCCAACCCUCCCCGUAACGGAAGGAAGAAGGAAAUGAAAUUCUUUAAUUACGAACCCAUCACUGUGAACAAAAAGAAUAUGCAUUAUUCCAGGAGCCAUCGCAUCACAACGCACACACACACACACACACAGACACACACACACACACACAGUGUCCUCGAGUCAACCCGAGGUCAACUCAUCAUCAUCGUCUCUCUCCUCUCUCUCUCUCUCUGUCUCCCAGAAUGCCUUGCAGAUCAGUCUGACUCGGUACUCACCCCCCCCCCCCCCCCCCCCCCACACCACCUAGCUCCGCCCCCACAUAGUGCGUGUAUAUUAGUGAUGAUUGACAGAUAAAGGAUCGAGUGGACGAUUCAUCGUUGUAAAAUAUUUCACACAGACUAAAGACUGACCUACGAUGUUUGCCUUAUGGAAAUUACUUUACAUCCAAUCACAGUGUUAUUAUGGAUGUGAUGAUGAUGAUGAUGAUGAUGAUGAUGAUGUGUGCUGGUGGUCAAAUGAAAAAAAAAAACAAAUGUUGGUGUCACCCUUUGAUCACAUGCACACACACACACACACACACGUAUGGCUUUUUGGUUUUAACUGUGUUGCAGUGAAGCUGCUCUGAAUGAUGUCAAAUGUAUAAAUAAAGGUUGGGUUGUGAUGGUGUCAGUCUCAAAAAAGGGAUAGUUCAGGGUUUUUUGGGGGUGUGGGUGGGGGGGUGCUUGUAUGUAUGAGGCUGUCGUCACCACCAGGGGGCAGCUUCAGACUCAAACACUCGUUCUCGGUGAAGACAGCGGCUGCCAGCGAGGACACACACACCGAAUAAUAUUUAUGUCAGUUUGUAAACCACUCACUCUCCCACACACACACACACACAGACACACACUCACUCACUCACUCUCCCACACACACACACUCACUCACUCACUCUCCCACACACACACUCACACACACACACACACACACACACACACACACACUCACUCACUCACUCACUCUC
Molecule: messenger RNA, 2571 nt
Organism: Solea solea (common sole)
Lineage: Eukaryota; Metazoa; Chordata; Actinopteri; Pleuronectiformes; Soleidae
Gene: iglon5
Product: IgLON family member 5
Exons: 8
Coding region: 495-1490 (331 amino acids)
Cellular component (GO): neuron projection
Source: RefSeq, a predicted model, not a curated record